Messenger RNA from Mirounga angustirostris (Northern elephant seal), 2785 nucleotides. It is a transcript of the gene CDCA7, whose product is annotated as cell division cycle associated 7. The transcript has 10 exons. Bases 134 to 1489 code for a protein of 451 amino acids. The record is from RefSeq and is a predicted model, not a curated record. Gene Ontology annotation, biological process: regulation of DNA-templated transcription. Lineage: Eukaryota; Metazoa; Chordata; Mammalia; Carnivora; Phocidae. Gene Ontology annotation, cellular component: nucleus.
GGCCCCGCCCCUCGGGUCCCGGGUCUGAGUGCCCCGCCCGCCGCAGCUCCAGCUCCUUUGGCUCUGCGGGACCGCGGCGCGCGGUGCUUCGUUCUCCCGUCCCAGAGCGCCGGCCUGGGCGCCCGCCGCCAGCAUGGACGCUCGCCGCGUGCCGCAAAAGGGUCACGGAGUAAAGAAGAACGUAAAGAAAUUUAGAUAUGUGAAGUUGAUUUCCAUGGAAACGUCGUCAUCCUCUGAUGACAGUUGUGACAGCUUUGCUUCUGAUAAUUUUGCAAACACGAAACCUAAAUUCAGGUCAGAUAUCAGUGAAGAACUGGCAAAUGUUUUUUAUGAGGACUCUGAUAAUGAAUCUUUCUGCGGCUUUUCAGAAAGUGAGGUGCAAGAUGUGUUAGACCAUUGUGGAUUUUUACAGAAAUCAAGGCCAGAUGUCACUAAAGAACUGGCCAGUAUUUUUCAUGCCGACUCUGACGAUGAAUCAUUUUGCGGUUUCUCAGAGAGUGAGAUACAAGAUGGAAUGAGACUGCAGUCAGACCACACUGGCUACAGGACUCGCAGCCAGUGCCGACGGUCCGGACCCCUCCGGGUGGCCAUGAAGUUUCCAACCCAAAAAGCCAGGGGAGCCGCCAGCAAAAGAGCAGUGCCCCCCCAGCCCCCUGAGAAUACUGUGACCGAUUCCAGUUCUGAUUCAGAAGAUGAAAAUGGAAUGAAUUUUUUGGAGAAAAGAGCUUUAAAUAUAAAGCAAAACAAAGCAAUGCUUGCAAAACUAAUGUCAGAAUUAGAAAGCUUCCCUGGCUCAUUCCCUGGAAGGCGUUCCCUACCAGGCCCCAGUACACAGUCAAAGACACCCCGAAGGCGUACAUUCCCAGGUGUAGCUUCCAGGAGAAACCCUGAACGAAGAGCUCGUCCUCUUACCAGGUCAAGGUCCCGGAUCCUUGGGUCCCUUAGUGCUCUACCCACAGAGGAAGAGGAGGAAGAGGAGGAGGAUAAGUACAUGCUGGUGAGAAAGAGGAAGACCAUGGACAACUACGUGAAUGAAGAUGACAUGCCCAGAAGUCGUCGUGCCGGAUCCAUGACCCUUCCACAUAUAAUUCGCCCUGUGGAAGAAAUUACAGAGGAAGAGCUGGAGAACAUCUGCAACAACUCUCGAGAGAAGAUCUAUAACCGCUCAUUGGGAUCUACUUGCCAUCAAUGCCGCCAGAAAACUAUUGAUACCAAAACAAACUGCAGAAACCCAGAGUGCUGGGGUGUUCGAGGCCAGUUCUGUGGUCCCUGCCUUCGAAACCGUUACGGUGAAGAGGUCAAGGAUGCUCUGCUGGAUCCAAAUUGGCAUUGCCCGCCUUGCCGCAGGAUCUGCAACUGUAGUUUCUGCCGGCAGCGAGAUGGGCGGUGUGCGACUGGGGUCCUUGUGUAUUUAGCCAAAUACCAUGGCUUUGGGAAUGUGCAUGCUUACUUGAAAAGUCUGAAACAGGAAUUCGAAAUGCAAGCAUAGCAUUUGGAAGAUCCACUCCCCGUCUUCAAUGCGCAAAUCUUCCUACUAAAGUUUUCGGUUUUUUCACAUGAUUGAAACCCGAGUUAAGAAUUUUGAUGAUAAGCCAGUUUUAUAGGAAACGCAAAUCAAGUUAAUCUCAGUAGACACACGUGUCUCUGACCAUCACAGAGGUAUAUCGCUAGCUAUACUUUGCCCUCCUGCAGUUUCUUCUUUGCUUCCCCCCCACCAUCCCCCCUCUAUUUCCAUUGGUUCUCUCCCACCAUUUUGUUUCUGAUUCUUUUUAAAUGGCAAGUUUAGGAAAGCAUGUUUGAUUUAAUUGGCGUUGAAAUAGCCCUGGAAUCCACCCAUAAAACCAAGCACUUAGAAACACAGUAGUAAUGUUAACUAACUACAUCUAUUGAAUUCCAGAGAACAGCCCUCUAACUUGUUUACGAGAAAGCUGUGUAAUUUUAGCUUUAGCGUUCAUACUAGUUGAUGUUUUUUAACAGAAUCAAGGCACACAAGUCUUAAAACCAUGUGAAAAAAUUCGGUAAUUGUUGGAAAGUGGAGUAUAUUACUUUGGAUGCCUCUCAUGAGAAUAUUCCAUGUAUUAUGCUUAUUUUACAAGUUGCCCUGGUUGAGACUCAGUUGCUUCUGCUUUCUUCCACUACAAGGUCAAGUGAUGCAUCUGCCUCUCACAGUCACUGCCCAAAGGUCCAAGGGCAGUGCUGUAUUCAAAGUCAUGUAGAAAAGACAUCCCAGGGAGUUAGGAUAGUGAGGUUUCAGGAAUAGGCUGACUUGAAUUUAUGCUGUAACACGUCAGCAUAAUUGUAGUUAGCCAAGUUUAUUUUGGUUUGUAUGUAAGGUGUUUCAAAUUCCUGAUCAUUUUGCAUGGAAAAUUAAUAGUAAUACUCGUCUACUACUAGUCUUUGCGGUGUUUGCUUUCUUGAAGUUAUAAACUAGGCACAGGGUUCAUGUUCAGCUUUUAAGCACUUUUAUAACAAUGAGAAGUGCCUUUUUAGAAUUGGGUGACUUUCAACAGUUUGUUAACUUGCCAUCUCUACCUUUUUAGUUUCUGGGCAGAUUUCAUGUGUCGUGCCCUACCCCCCCUCUCCUUUUGUAUUAAUCAAAUCGUUUUGUAGAAGUGGAAUCUUAAGUGUUUGUGUGUCCAUUUUCUUUGCAUGUGCAGCCUUUUGCUGUGCCUGUUCAGUGUUUGAUGCCUAAUUGGAUAUUGAAUCAGUAAGUGUAAAUAGAGCUUUUGAUCUGUAAUGCUUUUAUACAAAGUUUUUUAUUUUAAUAAUAAAACGUUUUAUUCUA